Cydia strobilella is the source of this 1270-nucleotide messenger RNA. RefSeq names its product YEATS domain-containing protein 4 (gene Gas41). The transcript has 4 exons. NCBI's taxonomy places the organism in Eukaryota, Metazoa, Arthropoda, Insecta, Lepidoptera, Tortricidae. Bases 106 to 801 code for a protein of 231 amino acids. Gene Ontology annotation, biological process: regulation of DNA-templated transcription. The record is from RefSeq and is a predicted model, not a curated record.
GUUGUCAAAUUGACAUUGACAGCUUGCUUUUAAGGUUAGGUUUGAUGCGAUAGUUUGUAAUUUGUUUAUUUUGCAUUAAAUAUCUUUCCGAAAACUAAUAAUACAAUGAGUCUACCGACAGACUUCGGACCGGAUUCAGGUGGACGAAUAAAGGGUCUUACAAUCAUCAAACCAAUAGUCUACGGUAACAUAGCAAGGUAUUUCGGCAAGAAGCGAGAAGAGGACGGGCAUACGCAUCAAUGGACGGUGUAUGUAAAGCCUUAUGCCAACGAAGACAUGUCGAAUUACAUCAAGAAAGUGAACUUUAAGUUGCACGAGAGUUACGCGAAUCCGAACCGGAUUGUGACGAAGCCGCCUUACGAGCUCACGGAGACCGGUUGGGGUGAGUUCGAGAUCGUCAUCAAGCUGCAUUUCCAUGAUCCAAAUGAGAGACCUGUAACCCUCUACCACAUCCUCAAGCUCUUCCAGUCACCAGCAUCCGAGGGUGCUCCCCCGACAGUCGGCCGGGCGCUUGUCAGCGAGUCCUAUGAAGAGAUCGUGUUUCAGGAGCCGACACAGCUGAUGCAGCACUUGCUGACCACAGUCAAACCUGUCACCAAUGGACCUUGGACUCAUGACACUAACUUUGAAGAAAAGAAAGAAAAAACUUUAGAAAAGAUCAUAGCAGCACAAACCAAGGUGCGCAGCGAGAUAGCCGAGCUGAAGGAAAAGUUGCAGCUAGCCAAGGAAACGGGAGCCAAGUUUAAGGAUGAAAUUGCCAAGCUGCAGAACAGUUCUUCCGGCUUGCUCUCCGUUAUAUAGGGAAUAGGGAUCAUACAUACGCAGAAAAUUAAAAAUUGUCUCUACUCUUUCCAACUGUUAACUCUUUGACUGCCAUAGAUGUCCACGUACGCGCAAGUUUACGGUUUAAUAUUAACCUUUGUGCAUUCCAAAAUUGGUGGCGCGUUUUUAGGGUUCCGUACCAAAAAGGCACAAAAGGAACCCUUAUGGUGUGACUGUCUAUCCGUCUGUCUGUCACAUUGUUAAAUAUCUCGAGAACUACUUAAGCUAUCGAUUAGAAAUUUGGAAUAAUCAUGAAUAAGGCUAACCCAGACGCAUUAAAAAUGUAUUUUUUUUUAUAAUAGGCGUCGCAUUAAAAGGGUUAUAGAGUCUAACGGAGGCCCCCAGGUCCUCAGACCACAUUUUUGGAGGCUAUUCCACGCUGCGUCGGUAUUUAACCAUUAUUUCAAAAAGAAUUAUAUGUAAUAAUAAAUUUAAGUAGGUAUAGUUA